AUGUCUGCUUUGGAAAUACUUCAAACCACAUUAUACAAACUCUGUGCAGAAUUUUUUGAGACAGAAAUAAGCACGGAAGAUAUUGUAUUCUCGACACACUCCAUAUUCAUCGCAUUUAUGAUGAUUUACAUUGGGUCAAAGGAAAACACAAAGAAGCAACUUGAAAAGGUUUUUGGGUUUGAUAGAGUUGAUGUGUUAGAAACAUACAAAGUGAUCUCUCAUAUGAACACAAAAGAAAAUGAAACAUCGAAAUGUAACAUAUUCAAUUCGGUGUGGAUGCAACAAAACGUUCUUUUGAAGGACAACUACUUAGAAACUCUUCAACAAUUAGAGGCGACAAUUUACAAAGCAGAUUUCGCAGGAAAUUUCGAGGGAGUGAGAAAGGAAAUCAAUGAAGUUGUUCGAGAAAAGACAGGUAACUUGAUUUUAGACAUGUUAGCGCCUGGAAGUGUGUCACGAGAAACAAUUUCUGUUCUAGUGAAUACCAUUUAUUUCAGAGGACAAUGGGAGACCGAGUUCAACACGGUUGAUAUAGACUUUGAAAAGGUUGGCACAGUGAGUGGAAUAAGUGUUGAAAAAGCGUUGCAGUGUGUGACAACAAACGAUGAGACUACUCUAAGAAUACCAUACGACAACAAUUACUCAAUGAUAAUUGUGAUGCCAAACAACAUGACCAAUUUUGUUAAGAACAAAAAACACAACAAACUGCACACAUAUGUCAAUGACCUUUGUUAUUCUUUUAAAGAAAAGACGAUUUUAAAGAUGCCAAAAUUCUCAAUAAAUUGGGGUGGGUCGAUAUCAAAGAAUUUGCAAACGCUUGGAAUAACUGACGCUUUUGAUGCACACGCAAAUUUCAGUGGCAUUACAGAUGUCCCAAUUUAUGUCUCAGACGUAAUUCAUAAAGCGAAAAUACGGGUUGACGAGAAAGGUACAGUAGCUGCUGCUUCGACUGCAAUACUCAUGAACAAACGAAUGGCAAUCGAUAGAGAACAGCGUCGAGUAAUUAUCAACAAACCAUUCUUCUUUAUAUUAGUCGAUUCCAAGUCGUUACCAUUGUUCUUUGGGAAGUGUACACACCCACACUUUGAUAAAGAAUAA
Molecule: messenger RNA, 1098 nt
Organism: Entamoeba invadens IP1
Lineage: Eukaryota; Evosea; Mastigamoebida; Endamoebidae
Product: serine protease inhibitor, serpin, putative
Exons: 1
Coding region: 1-1098 (365 amino acids)
Molecular function (GO): serine-type endopeptidase inhibitor activity
Source: RefSeq, a predicted model, not a curated record